AUGAAAGUACUUGUUACUAGAAUACUGCCUCCUCAGACACAGGCUCGGUUAUUAAAGCAAGACUUUGAGCUUAUUCAGUGGGAACAGGAUAUUACUAUUCCAAGAGAUGUCCUGCUUGAAAAAGUCCAGGGUGUUGACGCGUUGUUCUGUUUAUUGACUGAAAAGAUUGAUAAUGAGUUAUUGGAUGUAGCAGGUCCUCAAUUAAAGGUGAUUGCUACCAUGAGUGUGGGUUAUGAUCAUAUUGAUGUUGCUGCUGUCAAAGCAAGAAAUAUUAAACUUGGAUACACACCUGAUGUAUUAACAGAUGCUACUGCUGACCUGACGGUUCUGUUGACCUUGGGGGCAUCACGUAGAAUCAAAGAGAGUAUUAAUGCAGCACAAGAUGGAACAUGGGGGAAAUGGAGUCCUACAUGGUUAUGUGGAUCACAAUUUACGAACAAGACAUUGGGUAUUGUUGGUCUUGGUCGCAUUGGUGAAGCAACUGCUCAACGUUUAAAAGCGUUUGGUAUUUCUCGUAUUGUUUAUUCUGGACGUAGUCAAAAGCUUGAGGCCGAGAAACGCCUUGGAGCAGAAUAUGUUUCAUUUGACACACUACUGAAAGAAUCAGAUGUUGUAAUUGUUUGUUGUGCCUUAACAAAGGAAACACAGGAUUUGUUUGACUAUUCUGCUUUUUCAAAAAUGAAAAAGACGGCUGUCUUUAUUAAUUCAGCUCGUGGUGGUAUAGUCAAUCAAGCUGAUUUAGUUAGUGCACUGGAAAACAACUUGAUUGGCUCUGUUGGUUUGGAUGUUACAACACCCGAACCUCUUCCUCCUACGCAUAAAUUAUACAGUUUUCCUAAUUGUUUGAUUCUUCCUCAUGUAGGAAGUGCCACAAUAGAAACAAGAGAAAAUAUGGCCAAUAUGACACUUGAGAACAUUUUGGCAGGUAUAAACGAUAAACCACUUCCUUACUCUUUGUAG
Molecule: messenger RNA, 960 nt
Organism: Gilbertella persicaria
Lineage: Eukaryota; Fungi; Mucoromycota; Mucoromycetes; Mucorales; Choanephoraceae
Product: D-isomer specific 2-hydroxyacid dehydrogenase
Exons: 6
Coding region: 1-960 (319 amino acids)
Cellular component (GO): cytosol
Molecular function (GO): glyoxylate reductase (NADPH) activity; NAD binding; hydroxypyruvate reductase (NADH) activity
Source: RefSeq, a predicted model, not a curated record